This is a messenger RNA of Annulohypoxylon truncatum, 2569 nucleotides long. RefSeq lists its product as uncharacterized. The record is from RefSeq and is a predicted model, not a curated record. NCBI's taxonomy places the organism in Eukaryota, Fungi, Ascomycota, Sordariomycetes, Xylariales, Hypoxylaceae. The transcript is spliced from 4 exons. The coding region runs from base 70 to 2505 and encodes 811 amino acids. Gene Ontology annotation, molecular function: protein binding.
CUCUUCUAUUCCUGCUUUUGAUAUAUCGUACACUACAGAUCAUGCUCAUUGAGAUGUGGCAGAGUAAUAAUGGAGGCUCUCGUUGCCGUAGGCCUUGCGUCGAACGUGUUCCAGUUCGUCGAGUUUUCCGCCAAAUUGAUCAGCAUUUCGAACGAACUCCGAAAAAACGCAGCCUCGUCUGAAAAUAGAGACUAUCGAGUAAUUGCGACGCAUCUAGAAACCCUUUCUCAAAAGAUUAGCGAUUCAGCUAAGGCGAUCUCCCAAACUUCCACCACUGCUUCGUCGGAAGAGAAGGAUCUCCAACCAGUAGCCGACAAGUGCUGUGAACUUGCGAAGAGCCUCCUAAAACGACUCGAGACGUGUGGUAUCCAACCUGGCCAGAAUGCUAAUCGACUCCAACGCGCCAGAGGGGCUUUCAGGGCCAUCUGGAAUAAACGAGAGAUCGGAGAGAUUUCUAGCAGGUUGGAGUAUUUCAGAAGUGAAUUGAUUCUUUACUAUGCAUUCCAGACUAGGAAAACACAAGCAGAUCAACAGGGGAGGCAGCCGAGUAAGGAUGAUAUCCAGGCGGUCUUAGAUAAGCUCGAUGAUCUCGGCCCUGUAAUCGAGAGUGUGAAGCGUGGUAUCAACGACAAAUCUAGCAUUCAACACUCCGAGUUAUUGAAUUCCAUUGCCGAGGCGCGGUCCGAGAAUGCCCAACUUCACACUCGAGCAGCGCAACAGGGCCUUGUGGAUCAGACCAAGGUCCUUGACAAACUAGAUAGCCUCCACACUUCCAUGGCAACUCUGAAUGUCGGCGUCCAAAAUAUUCAGUAUCAACAGUCAAGCGCAAUUGAAUCCUCGGCGCAAGUAAAGGUUGAAAACUCGACCUUCCUUGCCGGCAUAACCCAACAGGUUCCUCUAGCUAGCGACCCUGACAGCUCUCUUCGACAUGCGUUGUGUCCUCUUUUGGAAGAGUAUAAGGAGAAGUUUCUUGUGAAAGUCGAGGAAAAGUUCCGAGCGACGGCUCGAUCUGAGUUGGACAACAUGCUCCAACAAGCGUUACCUGCGCUUGACAAAAUGCAAUAUCGCGGCGAAACAACACAACGAGAUCAUGGGGCGAUAGUGGAGGAAGUCACAUCUGAGACAGACCUAGAUGAUUUCGAAUCUCGGAAUUUCGAGAUCGUCAACGCCAAUAAACAAACUGAUAGCCAAUUCAAUAAGGACAGUCUUACGAUGAUUUAUCGAAAGCGUUGGUGGGUUGAAAAUAGACUAGGGACAUUCUCGCUGAUCAUUCUCGACCGAAUCCGCUUCGACGCGUUUGGAAUCCCAACAGAGGUGUACGAGCUUACAGUGCAGUUUAACCCAUCGCCACGCUGGCUCUCUCCUGGCUGUUCGAUUAGAUACGAGAGCAAAACUGAUGCUAGAGGAAGCCCGGAAUUCGGUCUUAGGCUAUCUUCGCAUCGCGUUAUCGAUGACAACCUCAUGGAUGAAGUCCACGGUGCCAUAGAACGGGGCGAUGUCUCUCGCAUCCGCGACAUGCUAUCGCAGAAGAUCAUUUCAACUUCAGAUAGGACCGUUGCGGGUGCUACGCUACUUCAUGUUGCCGUGUGUUAUGACCGACUAGAAAUCUGCAAGACGCUGGUGCAAAGUGGUGCCGAUAUUAAUGCGCGCAAUAGUCUCGGAAUGAGUGCCAUAGAAUGCGCAAUAAUCCCUUCUAUAUUAUGGAGUGAUCGACAAGGCACAGACGCAUUUCACUACCUCCUGGGUUUAGGAGUCGAGCUGGAAGGCUUCUGGUUAAACGAAGGCUCCCUAGUCAACUUAAUCGCGUAUCUUAUGGCAAUAUUCGGUCCAGGAAUAUCGAAAAAAGACAUCGAUCUGCAUUUGCAGGACUGGAUGUCAAUGUGUCGAUUGGUAGACUUCGACUUGAAUAUUCCCGGCCAACGUACCUUUUUAGAGUGCAUCGUGUAUCAUAAUUCUAGGUAUAAAGAUAACGAGGAGGAUCUUAUGAGGCCGUAUGAUGCGGAGGUCCAAUUUGAUGCAAUAACCCGCCUAAGAAUCGGGAGUUCUGGCCCAGCAAAUACUUCGGACAUACCUGUAGCAUAUGCUGCUGCCCGUGUAGAAGAGAUGCUUUGGGACGCCUGCGAAGAGUCACUCAUAGCCGAGGAGGCAUCGCCUGCGUUGUCGGUCUCCUAUCGAGGCUAUUAUGCUCACCCUGCUGUAACCCGAAGCUUAAAUUUCCUCGAACACGUCAUAUCGAAGGGAAUUGCUCAGCGCCCAGACUGCAUCUUCGACAUUCACGAUAAUGUCACGAUUUCGGACUUGCUCAUUUACUCCCGCUGGACAGCCAUAUGGGAAGGGAUAUUAGAGGACCACGGAUUUGACGUCAAGUGGGUAUAUGCAGAAGACAAGAAACGGCGACGAGUGGUCACAGGUGAAACUACAACCCACGAAGUCAGCGUCGGCGCCGAUGCCUCCAAAGCCUUGGAGGUGAAAAGACGACGAGGUUACGAGAAUUCCGACGACUAAGGUGAUUAUGAGAGGAGAUAUCUAGGUCUUGAUUUCAUUACAUCAAUCUCGUUUUAGAGGGCAA